Salvia miltiorrhiza (redroot sage) is the source of this 2210-nucleotide messenger RNA. RefSeq names its product amino acid transporter AVT6E. The transcript has a single exon. Lineage: Eukaryota; Viridiplantae; Streptophyta; Magnoliopsida; Lamiales; Lamiaceae. Gene Ontology annotation, biological process: amino acid transmembrane transport. Bases 424 to 1863 code for a protein of 479 amino acids. Gene Ontology annotation, molecular function: amino acid transmembrane transporter activity. The record is from RefSeq and is a predicted model, not a curated record.
UAUGCAUCUGAAAUUGGAAUAAAUAAUUUAAUAAGCACCUCACAGAAAAAAAAGGAAGUUGAAAAACAACCAAGUCCAACCUCCAAUGGAAACGUUUUGAGCAGAAUUCAAGAUUCAACAACUCCAAAUCCAAAAAUCUUAUAUUUCUGCUAUUCUCAUUGGUUCUUUUGCCGAUUCAGAUAAAAUUCUUAGCAAUUGCAGCUAAGAUCUGGGAUCCCCUUUUACCAAAAUCAGCCCAUUCUUGAAUUUCAAGAAAUCCCGCGUCAAUUUUUUCAUCCAAAAUUUCUGUAAGUUUCGCGGUUUCCUCUCUGGGUUUUUACUGGCAAUCUACAUAGUUGCUUUUGAAUUUUUACAUUGUAGAGAGGGAGGGGUGCAGUGUUUUCGUGUGUACAUGUAUGCGUAUUGGUAGAUUGAGAAGCAGAGAUGGAUAGCAAUUACUCGAAAUUAGAUGUGAAAGAUGAAAAUUUUCUAUUGAAGACUCAAGCUUUCAGAUUGAUUUCACCCGAUCAUGAAAAUGGGUAUUCAAAUCGACCUAAUGCAAAUGGUUUGGAUGAUGAAGAUGACAUUGAUUUUGAUGAUUUACCGCUUAUUUUUGGUGAAAAUAAAUCUGGGUCUGGGAUUUAUGGUGCUGUUUUCAAUCUCACCACCUCUAUCAUUGGUGCUGGCAUCAUGGCCUUGCCUGCGACAAUGAAAGUUUUGGGGCUAUUUUUUGGUGUAUUCUUGAUAUUUUUUAUGGCUAUUUUGUCUGAAAUCAGUGUGGAGUUGCUAGUGAGGUUUGCUGUCCAAUGUAAGGCAGCCACAUAUGGGGAGGUUGUUGAGGCUGCAUUGGGUAGGACUGCUAGGACUUUGUCCGAAAUUUGCAUAAUCGUUAACAAUGCCGGUGUUUUGGUUGUGUAUUUGAUCAUCAUUGGGGAUGUGAUGUCUGGAUCCCUUCAUCACAUGGGAGUUUUUGACCAAUGGUGGGGUCAUGGUUUUUGGGAUCACAGGAAGAUAGUGAUUCUAAUAGUUCUAGUGCUGUUUCUUGCACCGUUGUGUACCUUGGAUAAGAUUGAUUCCUUGAGCACGACUUCAGCAGCUUCUGUAGCGCUUGCAAUUGUUUUUGUUGUUGUCGUGUUUAUUGUGGCUCUUAUCAAGCUUGUUGAGGGGAAAAUUGAACCCCCUAGGAUGAUGCCUGAUUUUGGAUCCAAGAAGGCGAUUCUUGAUCUGCUUGUGGUGAUUCCCAUCAUGUCAAACGCUUAUGUGUGCCACUUUAAUGUCCAACCAAUUUAUAACGAGCUUGAAGGGCGCUCACCGAGUAAAAUGUACCUUGUGGGAAGGAUCACAGCUGCAAUUUGUGUUGCUGUGUAUGCUUCUACUGCUAUAGCUGGCUAUUUACUCUUUGGGGAGGAUACUGAAUCUGAUGUGCUCACUAACUUCGAUAAGGAUCUUGGCAUCCGGUUUAGCACAGCUUUGAACUACUUUGUUCGUAUAGGUUAUAUUCUGCAUUUGGUUCUUGUGUUCCCGGUCAUUCAUUUUUCCUUGAGGCAAACUGUGGACACAUUGAUUUUUGAAGGAUUGAAUCCUCUCUCGGAGAGCAGGAAGCGGUGUCUGGUCUUAACUUUCGUGCUCUUAGGGCUUAUAUAUUUGGGCUCGACGAUGAUACCUAAUAUUUGGACGGCUUUUAAGUUUACGGGAGCAACAACAGCAGUCUCGUUAGGUUUCACCUUUCCACCUCUGGUUGCAUUGAGGUUAAACAAAGAAGGGAACAACAGGCUAAGCAUUGUCGAGAGGUUAUUGUCUUGGUUCAUGUUAACGUUGGCGGUUAUAGUUAGUAUUGUUGGAGUGGUUGGCAAUAUCUAUGGCCUCAAGGGUGAUUCUGCAUAGCUCUGCUCAUGGAGUUGUGCUCUAAUACCGUCGAAUGAUUUAGAAUAUAGAGAACUAACAUUUGUUGUAUUGCCACUUUCGCCAUCAUAGCCAAAAAGGGAUGUUCUGCUAAAGCUUGGCGUGCUUUCGUAUCUCAGGACUUUGCUCGCGACCAAUUCUAUACUCCUUUUCCUUCCCUUAUAGAGAAUGAGAUUUUUUUUUGGCUAUUCUUGUCUGUACAAUUAGAUUAUACAGUGCCACUAAAAAGCAUCGAUUUAGUGCAACUAUGUAUCAUUACAUUGAGCUCCAUUUGUGUUGUAUACCUCACUGGCCUUCAAUUUCCAGCAAUCUUGGUGAUUUUUGUGUUA